GAAACAGCACAGCCGCUGCGCCGCUCCAUAAAUUUAUCCCCACUUGACUCGUGCCCGUUGUGCGGCUCCUGCCAUUACCGCAAUAUACUAAGCCGCCAUUAAUGCCCUUAACUCGAGCUCGAGAUCGGAGAAGGGGAGGGAUGGAGGCGGUGUGCGUCGCCACGUCUUGAUCCGUGUUAUUCUGUACUACUCCUACGUGCGAGCCAGCCAGCCGCCCCCCGUUUAAAGACGCCGCACGCCGCUAUCGGUUUCGCUUUCCGCCGGGAGUAUCCGUCGCUGUCGUCGCGCGUCCGUGAGAGGGGCGUGCACGUGCGUGGUGCUCGCCGGAGGGCCGAGAGGUCAGGAUGCUCACGUGCAUCGCUUGCUCCAGGCAGCCCGGCGGCGGCGGGCCGCGGCUGCACGAGCCGCCGGAGGACGAGGACGCCGUGGACGGCGGCGGCGUUAGCGAUGCGGCGACGCCCAGCACGCGGCUGGCCAUCAAGGCACUCACCGCGCAGAUCAAGGACAUGGCGCUGAAAGCGUCGGGCGCGUACCGGCACUGCAAGCCCUGCGCCGGCUCCUCGGCUGGGGCUUCGGGGCGGCACCACCCGUACCACCACCGCGGGGGCAACGGCUUCCAGGACUCCGAGACCGCCUCCGGCUCCGACCGCUUCCACUACGCGUACCGACGCGCCGCGGGCGGCGGCGCGCUGUCAAGCGGGGACGCCACGCCGUCCAUGAGCGCGCGCACCGACUUCCCCACCGGCGACGAGGAGGAGGAGGAGGACGACGAGAUGUCGUCUGGCGGCGGCAAGGAGGACGACGCGAAGGAGUGGGUGGCGCAGGUGGAGCCCGGCGUCCUCAUCACGUUCGUCUCGCUGCCGCUAGGUGGCAACGACCUCAAACGCAUCCGGUUCAGCCGUGAGAUGUUCAACAAAUGGCAAGCACAAAGGUGGUGGGCUGAGAAUUAUGAUAAAGUUAUGGAACUUUACAAUGUACAAAGGUUUAACCAUCAAAGUGUUCCUCUCCCCACUACUCCAAAGUCUGAAGAUGAGAGCUCCAAGGAGGAUAGCCCAGUAACACCGCCGCUGGACAAGGAGCGAGUACCUCGUUCAUUAAACAGAGCAACAUCGGGUGGCGGAGCGAUGGGUUACUCUUCAUCAGAUUCUCUUGAGCACCAUUCAAAUCACUACUGUAAUGGCCUCCACCAGCACCAGCACCAUGGACACCAGUGCUAUGAUUCAGUGGGGCUGGCAUCGACACCGAAGCUGUCAAGUAUUAGUGGAGCCAAGACAGAGACCUCAUCGAUGGAUGCAUCAAUGAGGACGAGCUCCUCUCCCGAAGAGGUUGACAGAUCUGAUGAGCUCUCAGUGUCAAUCAGCAAUGCAAGCGACCAAGAGAGGGAAUGGGUUGAAGAAGACCACCCCGGUGUAUAUAUUACCAUCCGGGCUUUGCCUGGCGGCAUCAGAGAACUCCGGCGUGUUCGAUUCAGCCGGGAGAAGUUCAGCGAGAUGCAUGCGAGGCUAUGGUGGGAAGAGAACCGAGCGAGGAUACACGAGCAGUACCUCUGAGACGGAAGAGACUCACAUCAAAACAACACAACACAGGGACCUUUUUCUUAUUCCACAUGAGCUAGCUGUUAAUCGAUGUACAUUUGGAGUUGGAGCUUACGCCCUCUCUCUUGGCAGCAGCGGUAGUGUAUGCAUGUGAAGUUAAAAAAGGCAUUGUUUUACUGUACUAACCUGCUAGGCUCUGGUUAUGUGUCCAUUGACAUGUUUUCCUUGCACGGUUUUGGGUUCAGUUUGGACUGUGAGUCUGUCUUGAGUAGUAGUAACUCGAAGGGUGUGUAGCCUAGGGAUGCCAUGCCAUCUGUCCUGAAAGGCUGGAACCGUCCGUGGUUUGCAAAAACCCGUGCUCCGUCAGGGAUGCUGGUGUUGUGGAUUCUUACCGGGACUGCUGUGAAAUUCUCGUGUAAGCCUAUUUUUGAAGCAGGCCACUGAGGUGUUUCUUGUCCAA
This is a messenger RNA of Brachypodium distachyon (stiff brome), 1995 nucleotides long. RefSeq names its product protein Brevis radix-like 1. The record is from RefSeq and is a predicted model, not a curated record. Bases 345 to 1550 code for a protein of 401 amino acids. NCBI's taxonomy places the organism in Eukaryota, Viridiplantae, Streptophyta, Magnoliopsida, Poales, Poaceae. The transcript has 5 exons.